Molecule: messenger RNA, 3482 nt
Organism: Pocillopora damicornis (cauliflower coral)
Lineage: Eukaryota; Metazoa; Cnidaria; Anthozoa; Scleractinia; Pocilloporidae
Molecular function (GO): RNA binding
Source: RefSeq, a predicted model, not a curated record
CACGCGGGAGUACGGAUUCGUGUAGUUUCCUUUGGUAGUAUUCUGUAAAUUCUUUUCUUUUCUCUAUGGUUUGACCAUUUAAGAAGUGUUCCUUUCCUUCCUGGAUGAUCAGAGGAAGGGGAGAAGCCAAAAAUUUUGAGGUUGCUCUGAAAUAAGUAAAAGCAACAUGAACUCUGAUCUAAAAGUGGCUCCUAAUGAUAAGAAAGACACAAGGUUCCGUGAUAAUCGUAAGGGAUCCCCUGAGCGAUGGGGCAAGCCAGGGAGACGUGAAAAUACCCCACCUAAGGAGACCAACAGAAGUGACCCUCACUCUAUUAGGUGUCGUGUUUUCAUCGGUAACCUUCAGAUGAGCCGCAAGGAGCUUGAAGAUAUUUUUGCUCAGUAUGGCAAAGUAGUGGGCUGCUCUGUUCAUAAUAACUAUGGUUUUGUACAAUUUGAAGAUGAAAAGUCAGCUGAUGCUGCAGUUGCAAAAGAAAAUGGCCAAGUUUAUUAUGGCAAAAGAGUAGAUGUCAACUUAGCUGGUGAUAGAAGAAAGGAAAAGAUGGAAGACAGACCACGCGACAGAGACUCAAGACCACCCUUCCCUUUCAACAGGAGAGAAAGAGAAUUUGACCGUGAAGGAAACAGACAAUUUAGAAAAUCUCCUCCACGUGACAGACCAAGAUUUGAAGAUUAUGAUCGCUUCCCAUCACGGUUUGAACCACCUCCUUUUGAUCGGCGAGGGAGGUCUCCAUCUCCACCUCCACCUCGGAGAAUGGAUGACCGCCCUUAUGGUGGUGGUAGAAAUGAUGAUUUCUACAUGCGAGACAGAUACAGGAAUGAACCCCCUCCCAGGGAGCCAUAUCCACGACAUGGGUUUGAUCACAGAGGUGAUCCAUAUGACAGAGAUCGGAGGGAUCCAUAUGAUUCUCCUAGGGGCCCAUACCCAGACAGAAGGGAUGAUCGAUUUGAUCGGUAUGACUCCUAUGGAAGGGAUGGUCGUGACAGCCGAGAAUACCCACGACCUGGAGAUUAUCCAGGUCCAGCUAAGAGGCCAAGAAUGGAUUACGAUGGUCCUGAUGAUAUUUACAGCAGUAGCAAAACUAUAGAGGCUCCAACUGACUGUGUUAUAGUAGUCAUGAACAAACAACAAAGAGGCUAUGCAGAACUGGUUCAAAGAAGACUGAAGUCUGUUGGACUGGUGGUAGAUCUGCACUUUCAUGGAACUCAACCAAUUGUAGAACUCUUGGAUGAUGUUGCACGGCGUGGCGUGUUGUAUGCAAUAGUGAUAACCAGCCAACACGAGGUGCAUCGCUCUGUGACUGUCAACAUUCUGCAUGGAUCACCCCAAGGUAAAGAUGAAACACCCCUUGCAGGGAAAACAACACAUGCUGAGCAUAGAAACAUGCCUCUUGAUGAUGCUAUGAGACUCGUUGGUCAAAAUUUUGAUCAGUACAUGCAAGAUCUACGUGAAAGAGCGAAAGCUAGCAGUGUUCAGGGAAGUAGCAAAGAUGUCGGUGAGACAGUUUCCAAAGAAGAAAAAUCAUCCGAGAUAUCAUCCCUUUUGAGUAAAGCUGCAGCUGGUGGGAACCUUUCUUCAGACCAGUUAGCAAAGCUGAUUGAUGAUUUGUCGAAACGCCAGCAAGAAGUUGUAGGAAGCACCUCAACAGCCAAUGGCAAGGGAGGAUUAGCGACAACUCAACCAAGUCAGCCCGCCGUGGAUCCUCAGUCAAUUGCCAAGCAACAAGCCGACCUUCAAGCUAAAAUACUAAGUAUUUUAAACCCUGGAGGAGUCGCCAAGUCUGGUGGUACCUCGAGUAGUUCUCUGACUCAGCAGGCAGCCAUGCCAAGUGUUGUCCCUUCACCAAAUGUUGCUACUGCAGCGAAAUCGGCAGCACUUAGCACUACUGCAAAACCAAUCUUUCCUCUGUAUCUUGCCCAACAAAAACUUGUCACGCCAAUACCAGGUAGUGGAGGAUACUUAUCGUCUUCAGCAGCACCUGGCCCAGGGGCUUUAACAGGUGCGACAGGAUCAAAGACACUGUCUUCUACUCCAUCAAAUCAAAUCGGAAAAUCUCCCCAAAGUGCAGUACAAUAUGGUGUUACAUCUGCAUCGAGUUCAUAUUCUGCUGCUUCUGUCAGAACAACUCCAUCCGCAGCAUAUCAGUACACCAAACCUGCAGCUCAAGGAGUCCAAAGCACCUACGCUACUGGUGCUAACCGAGCUGCGACAGCUUCAUCAAGCUCUUCUUAUGGCUCUCCGGCAACCCAGCGAUCUCAGACGUACUCGGCUGUUACCCAGGCUCAAAAAUCAACUGCCUCUUCUGCCACCCAGUCUCCAAUUUCUGCUGUUUCAAAAGCUGGUCUUGCCGGACAAGCAAUAGGGACAAUUGGCGUGCAAAGACCGAAUGCAGUUGGCCGUGGAUCACCUGGUAGUUUGAGUGGUUCAAGGCCUGGUACAGGCGCCCCUGGAGUCCAGAUGAGAACCCCAUAUCCAAUGGCAUCUAAAGGUAGAGCUGGUUUACUAGGAGCUUCCCCGACAGCUGGAGUUAGAGGACCCACACAAACUGGUGCUGCCAGAGCCCCUGCACCUUCAGGUUCUCCAGGUGUACGCAUGGGAACUCCUAGAGGUCCCUCACCAGUGGGUAGAGGUACUGUGAGGACGCCAUCCCCAGCAGGCAUGCAGGGACAGGCUCGUGGUAGAGCUAUAGCAGUCCGGGGUGGAGCUAUCUCUGUUCGUGGUGGGGCAGUUGGUGGAAAAGCUGGAACUGGUGCCGCUAGCACGACAGGCGUUGCUGUCUCUCAAACAGCUUCCCCUAAUAGGGGUGCCCUUGUUCAGCGAGGUGCUCCAAUCGCACGGGGCAUUCCUACCAGAGGAGGAGGAACUGGUCCAACACGAGGUUCUCCAGCGAACCGAGGCGCUGCUCGCGGUGGCUUAGCACCUCGAGGGGCCCCUACCUCUCGAGGUGGUCUAAUUUCCCGAGGGGGCCCCCAAAUGCGUGGUGCUCCAAGCGCCCGUGGUGGUCCUUCACAACAGGGUACCCCAAUUCGUUCGUUAGGUCCUGGUGGAAGAAUUGCUGGACAAGGCCCUAUAAAUCGUGGUGCGCCUCGGGGAAGGCCCAUGAUGCGUGGCGGUCCUGGUUUCAGAGGAGGUCGUGGAAAUUCCGGUGGAUACUAAUAGGGCAACAUGAUGUGGAGUUUGCGGACCUUUUAAUACAGAAUUGAACAGUAUCAUAAAUCUACCAUGUUAGUGUAUGUGCAAAGUGCAUGCUUUCUUAUUUGCUUUUGUUGUUUUAGUUGUCGUGUAUCGCAACAAAAAGUGAGAGACUCCUCUUACUCCGCCACUUUCGAAAGAGAAAGGUUUUUAUGUAAAUUUUAUCAGUCACCGUCUGGAGUCUUGUUUCUUUUUUACCUAUGCCACUCUAUUGCUGGCUAGUUGUAGUUGUAUUUCUCUCGCGAAGAUCAUUCUGCAACAUGCUUUUAUUAAAGAAGUCGUAAAGUUU